AUGUUGCCGUACCCUACAAAAUCUAAAAAGGAACAAACCCUGAUACAACACACUGCUCGAGCCACAAUAUCAAUGGCAGAAGUUCAACCUCCCUUGUUGCCAUUAGCUGCAUUUGAACACGAUGGUACGACUUGUAUGUCAGAGUCAUUGUUAUCCACUCCAACGACCACCGCUUCGUCUUUUCCGUCCAUGGAUCCUGACAUUCAUGAGAAUUGGUCAACCCCCUCAUCUGAUUCUCGGUCGUCGUUGCUCAACUCGUCGUUGGGUACUUCCCACUUACCCUGUGAAUCUAUGGAUACCUCGCAUUCUUCUCCUAGCUCACUUUCGAGUCCUAUACUGAGUGAUACGGCUUCCAUUCGCAAUUCCCGUUUACUUGCUCAUGAUAAUCUUGCUUCAGCGAGCAGUCAUCCUGACUUGAUUCUCGGCUCGUUCAAUUCACAUAUUCCUGCCAACAACGUUAUCCAUCCAAGUGGCUUUAAUCAUCCAUUAACAUCCACAUCCGCCUCCUCUUCUUCCUCCUCGCUGUCUUCCCUGUUGGUCGGUGCCGAUCCUCUCACCUCCCAGCUAGUUCCUCCUGCUGCCUCUGCUUUGGGUUCAAUUCCUCUCAGUGCCAUUCUUCAGCGGCUUCCUGGCGUUUGGUACAUCAUAUUUCUAAUCUUUGUUACCUUUGGUCCCGUCUACUCGCCUAUCCUGUUUUCCUUUUUUUAUCUUGUAAUGCAUGUCUUUUUUAUCAUCAAUAAUGUUCGCAUGGCACUAUCUGCUCGUACAAUGUAUCUUGCAGCCAAGUUGCAUUCAUCAACAGAUUGGACCGAAAAAUACUGUCAGACUACUGGUGCCGCCUCUGCUGCUGACCCGUCUAGAGAAUUGCCUCUUGAUGAUAUCAUGCAUGUGGUGAUUGUUCCUAAUUACAAGGAGGAAAUGGAAACGCUUUGCGAAACCCUCGAAGUUUUGGCCAGUCAUUCUCACGCAUUGACUCAGUACAAGAUCUGUCUUGCUAUGGAAGCCACUGAGGCAGGUUCCGAUAUUAAAGCACGGAAACUGUUGCGUCAGUUUCAGGACCAAUUUUAUGACCUUACUUUUACUAUUCAUCCUGCCGAUAUCCUUGGCGAGGUACGUGGCAAGUCCAGUAAUGUUUCUUGGGCCGCACGUGAAAUGGCUCAUCGCUCCUCUCCUUCCACUCGAGCAAGAGAGAUUGUAACAGUCAUGGAUGCUGAUACCUGUUUUGCCCAAGACUACUUUUCUGCCAUCGCAUAUCACUAUGCUGUUUCUAAACCCGCUGAUCGCAAAAUCACCAUGUUUGCUCCGUGUACUGUUUUUGAUCGUAAUGCAAGCAAUGUUCCCGUUUUUGUUCGAACGGCCGAUAUGGUUUGGUCUGCAGGUGUAAUGUCCAAUCUGAGUCCCUCGUCUCCUAUUAAAGUGCCUUGCUCAGCCUAUUCUCUUUCUAUGGAUCUUGCCGUUGCUGUUGGAUUUUGGGAUACUGAUCCUGGAUCAAUUGGCGAAGACAUGCAUAUGUAUCUCAAGUGUUUCUAUGCUACCGAGGGUCGUGUUUUAGUUCAUUCAAUUGCUUCGCCUGCCUCUCAAUGCAACAUUCAAGGCAGUUCUUGGAUUGACACCAUGCAGCAAAGAUAUACCCAGUCUAAACGCCAUAUGUGGGGCUCACUUGAUGUUGGUUACAUUGUUCGUCGUGCUUUAUUUGCUCUAUUUGCUCCUGGAUAUGAUGCACCUGCUGGUCAGCUGCAGGAAGUUCCCUUGAUUCGCUCAGAGGAAACUCGCGGUAGCCAAGAUGUUCAGAUAUCAAUCACUAAUAUGAUGCACUUGUUUCACCGUAUCUUUGAAGCCAAUAUGAUCAUGGGACAAGUAUUUAUGCUUGUCUUUAUCACAUCCAUCACCCUUCCUGUUGCAAAUUCCCCUUCCCCAUUCGCUGCUUCAUUUUGGUCUCUCUUAUCCGAACAAGAAGUUCAUCCUUACGUUAGCCUGGCGGCAAGUCUUGGAGGAUACAUUCGCACCAUCUGUGCAAUCCCCUUUAUCGUUAUGAUUUAUAAUUAUGAAAAAUACUUUUUUUGGGUUUCUACUGAGCGAUGGAUCUGGUCGCUUCGGGAGCAAGUGCGUCCAGGUAGUGGCCAACGCGUACAACCCCUUGGAAAACGCUCACAGCUUGUUUCUACUCGCAAUGUAUUUAGCCUACUUGACUGGCUUGCACUUCCAGCGUGUGGCAUUCUUUUCCUCGCAUCUCCACAAAUUCAUGCGCAAAUCCUUCAGCUCUUCACUGACCGUCUAGACUAUGCAGUUGCAUCAAAACCAACUCUUGCUGGAAAAUCUGGCGCUCAUCCGUCUGUUUCUUCUGGUUUAGUUCCCUUGGAUGCUGUUGAAGUUAUUCCACUCGAGUCUGUCCAACAUCAAAACUCGCCCUCUAUGAUGGCACAGUUGUCAAAAGAUGCUGCAGUGUCUUAUACUUCUAAUCACAAUUCUGGACAAUCUACUCUUACUGCAUCCCGUACCAAUACUGCAUCUUUAAAGCCUGCACCCCGAGGUGCUCGUCCGAUGCAAUCGCGAAACUCGAUUGUAUCUACUCAAGAUUCAAUCGACUGCAUCAGUACUGUUUCAUCGCGCGGUGACUCGGGGUUCUAUGAGUUUGACGAUUCUCAUUUCCCUGCUGAUGUACCACUUUCUCCAUCACAAUUCACUCCCGCCAUGUGGAAACAGUAUCGUCCUGCUCGAUCUACUCUGUCUUCAGAGUGGAGCGACGGGGAUGGAGAUUUCAACACCUCACCCACGGGUAGCGCCAACUAUACGUUGAACAUUGAAUGA
This is a messenger RNA of Batrachochytrium dendrobatidis JAM81, 2808 nucleotides long. RefSeq lists its product as uncharacterized. The transcript is spliced from 3 exons. Lineage: Eukaryota; Fungi; Chytridiomycota; Chytridiomycetes; Rhizophydiales. The coding region runs from base 1 to 2808 and encodes 935 amino acids. The record is from RefSeq and is a predicted model, not a curated record.